CUAAUCAGAUGCGCGGUUUUCACGCCUGUCGAUGCGCGGACACUGCAAGGCGCUAGGGUUACUGGCAACCAGGGGGUGCUUUUUUAUUUACAAGGGCCGCUAUCUCCCGCCUGGUUCCUCGAUCUGUUCCUGCAAGCUAUCCCUCUCAGCAACCUCCAGCCCUUAGCCUUCCCUUGUGUUCCCAUUCCCGGUCGAUCACAGCUACACCAUGGUCGGGUUCUUCAAGUUCCGCCGCGGCCAGGACGCCAGCGACGCCGCCACUGACAUGGCCGCCGACGUCCACGCCAACACGCCCGUCGACGACGACAAGCAGGGCCCAGUCGUCGACGGCGUGCGAGCCAGCGACAGCGGCGAUGAGUCGCAGCGCGACAAGAUCCAGGAGGACGCGCAGCGCGGUGUCCAGAAGGUCGAGGCCGUCACCUUGACCUGGAGCCGGAACUCGCUGAUUGCCGUCUUCUUCCUCAUGUUCAUGCUCUACUUCGUCAACGCCAUGCAGUCCACCGUGCUCGGCAGCUUGACCGCCUUCGUCACCAGCGAGUUCGAGGCUCACUCGCUGCUCACCGUCAUCACCAUCGUGUCCAACUCGAUGACAGCGGCCCUGUACAUCCCCGUCGCCAAGAUUCUCGAUCUGUGGGGCCGAGCCGAGGGAUUCCUCAUCAUGACCGUCUUCGCCACUCUGGGCCUCAUUCUCAUGGCCACCUCCAACGGCCUGGCCACCUUCUGCGCCGCCCAGGUCUUCUACUCGAUUGGUUUCGGCGGCAUGACCUACUGUAUCGAUGUCAUCACUGCCGAUGUAUCCAAGCUCAAGAACCGAGGUCUUGCCUACGCCUUCACCUCGUCGCCGUACGUCAUCACAGCCUUUGCCGGUCCCAAGGCCGCUGAGGAUUUCUACGAAAAGGUCAACUGGCGCUGGGGCUUCGGCUGCUUCGCCAUCAUUCUGCCCUUUGUCGCCGCGCCCUUGUACCUCUUGCUGAAGGCCAACCUCCGCAAGGCUGAAAAGGCUGGCAUUGUCAUCUCCGAGAAGAGCGGCCGCACCAUCAUCCAGAGCAUCCUGUUCUACGUGAUUGAGUUCGAUGCCUUCGGUUGCUUCCUCUUCGCCGCCGGUCUCACCGUGUUCCUGCUCCCCUUCACCCUCGCCGAUUACGCUCACAAUGGCUGGUCCACGGACUACAUUAUCGCCAUGAUCGUCGUUGGCUUCUGCGUGCUGGCCUUCUUUGCCCUCUAUGAGAUUUACUUGGCCCCUAAGCCAUUCCUCAAGCACGACUUCCUCACAGAUCGCACUGUUAUCGGCGCGUGUCUCCUGGAUGCCACCUAUCAGAUCUCCUACUACUGCUGGGCCAACUACUUCCCCUCCUUCCUGUUGGUCGUCAACGGCGUCAGCAUUGCCGAGUCUGGUUACAUCAGCAACACCUUCAACGUUGUUUCCGGUGUCCUGCUGCUAUUCGUCGGUUGGGCCAUCCGCAAGACCGGCCGCUUCAAGUGGCUCCUCUAUGGCGCUGUGCCCCUGUACAUCUUCGCCCAGGGCCUCAUGAUCUACUUCCGCAUGACCACCAAGAAUGUCGGCUACCUCGUCAUGUGCCAGGUCUUCAUCUCUAUCGGUGGUAGCAUCUUCAUCAUCUGCCAGCAAGUCGCCAUCUUGGCCGCCGUCGACCAUCAGCACGUCGCCGCCGCGCUUGCGCUCCUGUUCGUCGUUGGUACUACCGGAGGAGCUAUUGGCAGCACUGUCUGCGGUGCCAUCUGGAACAACACCUUCCCUCAGGCCCUUGCGAGGAACCUCCCUGCCGAUGCCAUGGCCGAUAUCGACAACAUUGCUGUCGAUAUUACCGCCCAGCUGGCCUACGAGUGGGGAACCCCCGCUAGAAUCGCCAUCCAAGAGUCCUACCGCUAUGCGCAGACCAGGAUGUUGGCUGCUGGUGUCGGCGUCAUGAGUCUGUCCAUCGUUUGGGUUUUCAUGCUCCGCAACAUCAACCUUCACAAGAUCCAGCAGACCAAGGGUAUGGUCUUUUAAAUGGCAAACACCGGCUUUGGGCGAGAUACCCGACAAUCCUAUUUAUUUACUAGGCUUCAACGGCUAUAGUAACUUUCCUUCUUUUCUAGUGUCUGGGGCGAGGUUGAAGGACAAUGUCAACAUCUUCCCGCUAUUCUACCCUGUUAUCCCUAAGUGGACUAAUACAUAUCUCAAACAAAGCCUGGUCGAGCCGUUGUGGUCGUGUCAAGUUUAAUAAAAUACGAGUGUUCAUCGUUGGCGCCUCA
This is a messenger RNA of Ilyonectria robusta, 2253 nucleotides long. Its product is annotated as MFS transporter. The transcript is spliced from 3 exons. The record is from RefSeq and is a predicted model, not a curated record. Bases 209 to 2008 code for a protein of 599 amino acids. Gene Ontology annotation, molecular function: transmembrane transporter activity. NCBI's taxonomy places the organism in Eukaryota, Fungi, Ascomycota, Sordariomycetes, Hypocreales, Nectriaceae. Gene Ontology annotation, biological process: transmembrane transport.